Messenger RNA from Ceratosolen solmsi marchali, 1978 nucleotides. RefSeq names its product Vesicular acetylcholine transporter (gene VAChT). Gene Ontology annotation, biological process: chemical synaptic transmission; xenobiotic transport; transmembrane transport. The record is from RefSeq and is a predicted model, not a curated record. Gene Ontology annotation, cellular component: AP-2 adaptor complex; terminal bouton; membrane. The transcript has a single exon. Bases 71 to 1840 code for a protein of 589 amino acids. Gene Ontology annotation, molecular function: acetylcholine transmembrane transporter activity; xenobiotic transmembrane transporter activity. NCBI's taxonomy places the organism in Eukaryota, Metazoa, Arthropoda, Insecta, Hymenoptera, Agaonidae.
UCUACUGUUUUCAAUAUAGAAUUACUUACAUAAUAAGCUUUAAAUCAGUAAGUAGCUUCAAACAAUAAAAAUGUCUUCGAUAAAAAUACCUGUAAUAAAUCUCGAAAUUGGAGAAGUAAAAACAAUUAUUUGGGAAAAGCUACAGGAACCACAAGCUCAAAGAAAGCUUAUUUUAGUUAUUGUUUGUAUCGCCCUCUUGCUUGAUAAUAUGUUAUAUAUGGUAAUUGUCCCGAUUAUUCCAAACUAUCUUCAGUACAUUGGUGCAUUUCCUGAUGAAAAAAUAUCAGAAAAUACAACUGGGUUACCAUCACAUCAUGGUCAAGAUUCAGCAACGGGUGUCUUCUUUGCUUCAAAAGCCAUUGUCCAGUUAAUGGUUAAUCCGUUUUCCGGAGCUUUAAUUGAUAGAAUUGGUUACGAUAUUCCAAUGAUGAUAGGACUCUCUAUUAUGUUUUUAGCAACAUUAGUUUUUGCAUGUGGUCGAAGUUAUGGUGUGCUAUUUUUUGCUAGAAGUUUACAAGGAGUUGGUUCUGCAUUUGCCGAUACAUCGGGACUUGCGAUGAUUGCAGAUCGUUUUACAGAGGAGAAUGAACGAUCCAAGGCACUUGGAAUCGCAUUGGCAUUUAUAAGCUUUGGAUGUCUUGUCGCACCUCCUUUUGGUGGAGCUUUGUAUCAAUUUGCUGGAAAAGAAAUGCCGUUUAUCAUCCUUGCAAUUGUUAGUUUAAUGGACAGUUUGAUGCUUUUACUUGUUAUGAAACCCGUUAAAGAGCAAUUAAAAGAAAGUCGCAGAGAAACUGGACCUACAAUUCCUAUUUGGAGGCUUUUCAUCGAUCCAUAUAUUGCGGUGUGUGCUGGCGCUCUUAUGAUGUCAAACGUUGCACUUGCUUUUCUAGAACCAACAAUCUCAUUGUGGAUGGAAGAUCAUAUAACUCGUGACUACUGGAAGAUAGGUAUAAUUUGGCUUCCUGCUUUUUUCCCACAUGUUUUUGGAGUCGCUAUUACUGUAAAAAUGGCAAAACAAUAUCCGCAACAUCAAUGGUUAAUGGCCGCUGGCGGACUAGCUUUAGAAGGACUUUGUUGUUUUAUCAUUCCUUUUUCAACUUCAUAUAAGUUUCUUAUGAUUCCACUUUGCGGAAUAUGCUUUGGUAUAGCUCUCAUUGACACAGCCUUACUUCCCACUUUAGGUUACUUAGUAGAUGUACGAUACGUGUCGGUUUAUGGUAGUAUCUAUGCUAUCGCUGACAUAAGUUAUAGUUUAGCUUAUGCAAUUGGUCCAAUUAUCGCCGGUGGCGUUGUUGAAGCUAUUGGAUUUACAGCUCUUAAUAUCGGAAUUGCUUUUAUAAAUCUUCUUUAUGCGCCAUUACUCAUGUACCUUAGGCAUAUUUAUGAUUUUAAACCAUUUCAAGAUGAAGCGAAUAUUCUUAUGCAAGAUCCACCAAGUAAGGAGUACCAAACUUAUAUUCUGCAGGAGCAAAGACCAGUUUCUGGUGACAUUGGAAAUCAUCUUACAUGCUCAACAAAUAUAGAAACUAAUAUAGAUCAACAUUCAGAUAGAAAUUAUCAAAAUUAUGAAGAUAAUUAUAGUUCUCAGAACCAUGGUCGAGAGAAUCAAAGUUGCGGUUAUAGUUAUGAGCAACAAGAAAACCAGUAUCAACAAAAUUUAAGUAUGUAUGACCAAACACAGCAAGAUGUACGUAAAGAAAUAGUGCAAGAUACAGGUUGUGAGCAAGUAAAUUACCAGCAACAAAAUAUUAGAUCAGUAAAGUCGAAUCCGUUUAAAAAUGAACAAGUAGAUCAACGAGCUGCGGGAGAUAGUAAUCCUUUCAGGCAAGGGAUGUAUUAAAUUUGAAUUCAAGAUAAAAUUAUAAAAUAAGUAAAUACUUUACUUAAAUGGAUGGCGAAAGUACUAGUAAUAAAAUUUCAUUUAUGACUGUGAUUGGUUGAAAUUGCAGACUAUUGUCUUCAUGGCAGGCUUCCAAAU